Aphanomyces invadans is the source of this 588-nucleotide messenger RNA. RefSeq lists its product as hypothetical. Lineage: Eukaryota; Oomycota; Saprolegniomycetes; Saprolegniales; Verrucalvaceae. The record is from RefSeq and is a predicted model, not a curated record. The transcript has a single exon. Bases 1 to 588 code for a protein of 195 amino acids.
AUGGAGAAUCAACCGCAGCGCACUUCUCGCGAGCUCUCCAUUGGCAUUAAAGUAGAAAUUGUUCGACAGCUACAGCCAUAUUUCAACAAGGGAAAGCUAAUGCACGGUGCCAUGACCAAAGUUGCACUCCAGCUCGCAAUCACGCGCCAAACAGUUGUCCACGUAUGGCGGACGUUUCGCAACCGUGGCAGCAUCAAGUCGAGUAAGGCAGGCAGGGUCGGCAAGAAGAUCGUGCAAACAGCCAACGAAAUCCAAGACCUCAGUCGCGCGGUACCUGACGACAGACGCUCGACCAUGCGAGACCUCUCGGCUGCAACUGGUGUGUCCAUGGGAACACUGAGCUGCCAUCUCAAGAAUGGAACCAUUCAACGACACUCGUCCCGAAUCAAACCUCUCCUGUCGAAUGAGAACAAGCUGGAGCACCUCCCAACUUGGAUCUCCUCUGGAAUGUCGUCCACCUGGACGAAAAGUGGUUCAAUGCUGACAAGGACCGACGCAAGCAUUACCUGGUGCCAGGUGAGCUUCCUCGACCGCGUGCAUGGAAAAGCAAGCGAUUCAAACCAAGGGUCAUGUUCCUCGCUGCCGUAG